UCGCAUUCAUGGAUGGAGUUUAUCGAGAAACAAAAAAAAAAAUCUAAUACUUAUGCCGAAUGAUUUAUACAGCUGGAAGAGAAGUACAUUUCCAUAACAACACUUCCCGCGGACCCCCAAUUACCCCGGCUUUCCAGAGAGCCAAGCGUGAUGACGUGAUGGCUGAAAAAGCACGCGGGAGGAGACGGAGACUGGUGCUCGACUGUCAUUCGCGGACCAAAAACCGGACUGGACUUUAUUUCAAUAGAUAUCCGUGUAGUGUAGAGCUGUUUUAGCGUAUUUUGCGAGAGUUUAAACACGGGACAUACUUAAUAUACCCGGAUCCAAGGUUAACAAUACUCGUGCGACUUGGAAAGAGAUUUAUUCACACGAGAACUCCCGACGCGUUUGCUCUUACUAAAAUAUACGAGGCAACUUAGCUUUCCGUUCCAUUUUAAUUUUGUUUCUUUAUUCGACCAGUUUCUAUUCAUUCGCUGGUCGCUUUCUAAACGGAUUUAAACGCUAGCUAGUCCAGUAAAAAUGGGUUUGCACCCGUUGGAGUUCAGUGAAUCUUACCUGGACAGUCCUGCUUUCAGGGAUAAAAUCAAAGCUCAUGAAGCAGAGCUGGACAAAACCGGCAGGUUUAUCAAAGAGCUAUAUAAAGAUGGGAAGAAUCUCAUCAAUGCCACAAAACAGCUUUCAUUGGCCCAGAAGAAGUUUGCUCAGUGCCUGGGUGAGUUCAAAUUUGAGUACAUUGGUGAUGCUAAAACUGACGAUGAGAAGUGUAUUGAUGAAUCAUUGCAAGAAUUCUCCUCCUUUCUCAGAAACUUGGAAGACCAAAGAGAUCUUAUGAUGAGAAACAUCACAGAGACACUGAUGAAGCCUUUAGAAAAGUUUCGGAAAGAGCAUCUCGGCUCAGCAAAGGCAGAGAGAAAGAGGUACGAGAAGGAAACCGAGAAGUACUACAGCUCACUAGAGAAACUUUUGAACAUUUCAGCAAAGAAGAAAGAGCCACAAUUACAGGAGGCGGACAUGUCGGUGGAAGCGAUGAGACAGCACUUUCAGGAGUCGUCUCUGGAGUACGUUUGCAAGCUGCAGGAGAUACAGGAGAGGAAAAAGUUUGAGUGUGUUGAGCCUAUGCUGGCGUUCUUUCAGACUGUAUUUACUUUCUAUCAUCAGGGAUAUGAGUUGGCCAAAGACUUUGACCAUUAUAAAAAGGCCCUUCAAAUCAAUAUUCAGAAUACACGGAGUCGUUUUGAGGGCACGCGCUCUGAGGUGUACGAGUUAAUGAAGAGAAUCAAAGAGUCGCCACAGGAAUACAGACAGACCAGCCCCAUCAGCAGCGAGGGCUAUCUUUACGUACAGGAGAAACGACCUCCUCCUUUCGGAUCCAGCUGGGUGAAACGCUAUUGCACAUUUGUCAAAGAACAGAAAAUUCUACACAUGAAGACAUUUGACCAGAGAUCAGGCGGGAAGCUUGGUGAGACAGAAUCUGUUACAAUCAAGUCUUGUGUCCGCAAAACCACAGACACACUUGACAGGAGGUUCUGCCUAGACAUCGAGAUCACAGAUCGACCAAGCACAGUGCUGACGGUCCAGGCACUCUCAGAAGAUGACUACAGAUUCUGGAUGCAUGCGAUGGGAGGAAAGGAGUCGGUCAUGAGACUUCAAAAAAAAAAUACCUUGCAGACUUCAAAGUUUUGAACAGUAGUGUAUACGUUGGAUGAUUUGGGGAUAACCUUUGUGAAAAAUUCAAUAAAUGCCGUUGAAACCAGAGGUAUUAAUGAUCAGGGUCUGUACAGAGUGGUCGGGGUCAGUUCAAAAGUACAGAAGCUUCUCAGUUUGAUGAUUGAUGAGAAGAGUAGUGAAAUAGAUUUAGCAGCCAGUGAGGACUGGGAUGUCAAAACCAUCACCAGUGCUUUAAAACUUUACCUGAGGAGCCUUCCAGAGCCACUAAUGACAUACGAGCUUUAUAAGGAGUUCAUCGUCCCUGCAAGAGUUGUCAUAUAUGUUACCAAGCAUCUUGCCAAUGUUGCUGCCAACAGCAAACAGAACCUGAUGACAGUGGCGAACCUUGGGGUAGUGUUUGGCCCCACGCUCAUGAGGCCGCAGGAAGAAACGGUGGCAGCCAUUAUGGACCUCAAGUUCCAGAACAUUGUGGUGGAGAUUCUCAUAGAACAGCAUGAAAAGAUAUUCGGGCAUGCUCCGAGCAGCUCUCCAUCCUUAGCAACUGCACACCUCUUUGCACCAACCAGACAGUCCAAGAGGCUCAGCCGACAGAAUCGCCCGCUGGCUGUAUACAACCCGCAGGUGCUGGAUAUUCAAACAGUCUCUCCAUCCUCUGAGAGUCCAGCCCUGGUUAAUGAUGAGACAUCAGUGGGCAGUAAUGAGUCGGUCUCCUCCCAGUCUUCGAACGCCUCUGGAACGCCCCCCGAGAAAUCUAAAAAUCAUCACGCCACCAUUAGCUCAUCCCUGCCAGAGACCACUGGGAUAUGUACUGCCACAGCUUCAUGGAUGAAUUCUGCCUCCCCUGCCUCAGUUACACCGGUGAAACCUGGAUCUGUAGGAACUGAGAAGAAUAAACCUGAGGAAAGUGUCACCCUCAUGAAAGCAAAGGCUGUGUACCCCUGUGAGGCUGAACACGAUUCUGAACUCUCUUUCCAGGUUGGCGCAAUCUUCCAUGACGUGACACUCUCCAGGGAGCCCGGAUGGCUGGAGGGUGUGCUGGAGGGAAAGCGAGGACUCAUCCCUGAAAACUAUGUGGAUAUACUGUAACUCCGAAAAGAACUAUCCUCACACUUCUCUUUAUAUACAUGGUAUCCAUGGUCUCGGCGGCUCUUUCACAGUGGCACUGCUUGUCGUUCCUCCUUCCUUCUCCACACUAAAGACAUUGAGAGACACAGAUGUUGCUAGCACAGGAAUUAAGUUCAAGUAUAAGCUCAAAUGUGCUGUAUACAUACAAGAGACUGCACUUUUUAGAGUUUGGAAAUGUAAAUAUGUGUGGGAAAAUAUGCAUCCGUCAUUGUGACUUUGUUGUCCUCUUUUGUUUGUUUUUUGUUUGCUUUUUAAAUCGCAUGCCUCGUAAUUUUAGCCAAGUAGUUUGAGUUGUUUAGCAUUAGUAUACUCAAAGAUGCCUUGAGUAUCUUUGCAUUAAAUAUUAUAAAGUUGCAUUUAAUUGGGCAUGUGAUGAUGUAUAAUGGUAAACAUGAGGAAACGUGUAACAAUAUGACAGUGCAGUGAACGUUGUCAAUUUGGAGGGGAAAAAAACAAAGUUUUGUGUCUUGGUUCAUUGGAACACUAGAUUGCUUAGAAAUGUAGUGCUUGUCGGUUAUUGAUAUUGAAAUUGGUAUGCGAUUAUUAAAUAUUUUGCAUUGAUUAAAACUGAUGCAGUGCCUUAAAUUUAUUACGCAUGGCAUGCGAGACGCUGUUCAGUAAUUCGAACAGAGCAUUUUUUUUAUUUAUUUUGUUUUUUUUUGCUAUUCUGUAUAUAGGUUUUAAUGUUAUGUUGAAGAACAGAGACCGAUAAAUAAAAAGUAGCCCAUACAAUGACGUAAAAUUAAAUAUUGCCAAGUCUUACAUCUGUGUUGUAUACAUAGAAUUAUUUUUGUGCAAAGAAACUUAAAAGCCAAGAGCUUUCCCUCUUUAAGUGGUUAAAAGUUUACCACAUUAUUUUUGCAGAAACCUGAAAAAUGGCAGGACUUCACUGAUGUUUAAUGAGACCAUUUUCAUUUUUCUAAGAGCCGUUGUUCCACAGGUUCAAAUUUGUGACUGAGCGUUUCUGCUGUGAUUUAAGACAGUGAUUUAUGACCUCUGCAAAGGUCUUGGCAUUGAUAUCAUUUUUUUUUCCCAUGUUGAACUUCUUGUUGAUCAAUGUUAAAUAAAGUAUUUUAUUCUAAUAUCUUGUUUUUCAUUUUUAUUUAUAUGCCAAACUAAAUGUCUAUAAUUAAUGGAAGUCACAUGCUGCAGGGCCCCCUAAUGUGCUUACUGGGAAAUAAACUAAAACAUUUGUGAUAUGACUGUUGUUUAAUGAAAAAUAAAAUAAGAUUGUGUGUAAUUUUCUUAAU
Molecule: messenger RNA, 4043 nt
Organism: Sinocyclocheilus rhinocerous
Lineage: Eukaryota; Metazoa; Chordata; Actinopteri; Cypriniformes; Cyprinidae
Product: rho GTPase-activating protein 10
Exons: 22
Biological process (GO): signal transduction
Cellular component (GO): cytoplasm
Molecular function (GO): protein binding; GTPase activator activity
Source: RefSeq, a predicted model, not a curated record